Molecule: messenger RNA, 1332 nt
Organism: Botrytis deweyae
Lineage: Eukaryota; Fungi; Ascomycota; Leotiomycetes; Helotiales; Sclerotiniaceae
Exons: 1
Coding region: 1-1332 (443 amino acids)
Source: RefSeq, a predicted model, not a curated record
AUGGGAAACUCCAAAUCUCCUGACGUCGGUAUGGACGCAGCAGCAUUACCGGAGAAAAAUCCAAGGAUCUCCAAAGACGAUAAACAAUCACUCUCUCCAGUAACUUCAUUCAUCGAGAACCCAGCCCUCGCAUUGGAUCUUCGCUUAUUGACCCUUGAAUCAUCUACGAACCCACCAGAGAUCGCGCCGCAAACUCCCAAACCGAAAAACAUUUGCGAAUUAACAAUCGACGUCUUAGCUUACCUCGCCGAUUCUCUACCACCCGACACCGCAGCUUUGUUGAGUAUUUCCUGCAAAGCUUUGUGGCGCACACUCGGAUCAAAAUACGUCGACGCCCUCAAAAAGCCUUACAGGGCUGCCUCUUUCCCCGUCCAUGAUAUGUACAAGCGUAAUUUAAACAUCCAACUCUAUCGAAGCUAUCGCUACAACUUCCUGCAAAUCCUCGCACGCGAUCUUCCAAAUUAUAUUACAUGUUAUCCCUGCAACAAACUCCACAUGAUCGGUACUGCAAAUAGUCAGAGGUUGCUUGAAUUAUCGUGCGCUUUUCAUAUUGAUAACGCUCUACCCCUCUUAAGAGGAUAUGUGAGCUUCCACGUUUUACAAGCCGCAAUGAAACGUUAUCACCAACGCCACAUCUCUCUCUCAAUCUCUCUCUACGACCUAACCAUUAAUUCCUUGAGCCCAACGUCUCAAUUAGUCGAGUGUUCUCGCGAGACCAUGCGAAUCUCGCACACGACAAAGUCAAUAAUCUUUCGCAGGCAAAGAAUCCUACUACUCCCCGCCAACCAUCACUAUUCUUCCUACGAAGAUCCAGACGCCAGUGUAUCCUGGGAUUAUCCCAUCUGUCCCCAUCUCAAAUGGGACUGUUCCUACGAUUUCUGCGGGCGCGCGCUCAGCGUCUCCAAUCGAUCCUUGACAUCGCCGCUUUUCCAGUCGUGCGAUUACUGCAUGACGGACUACCACGUCGCGGUGCAAGAUCGCGAGGAAGGUGGAGAUGCUCUCUAUCUCACUCGCUGGCAGGAUCUCGGCUCCGGCGAGUCGCCGCGGGAAUUUAAUUGGCAGAACGCAAUCUCGGAUGGCAGAACUCAGAGACAGGAUAAAGUCUCGCGGUAUGCAUAUGAACAUGGUUCUGUUUGUGAGGCGUUUGAAGGGAGACCGGGGGAGAGGUUUGAAUUUGAUAAGAUCAUGAGGGAGGAGGAUUGGGAAAUGGUGAAUGGACAUUCGGUUUCGAGAGCGAGGGAUGUGCAGAGGAAGAGGGGAAAGGAGAAGAAGCUUCCGUUGACAUUUUUGACGAUUAGAGAUGAUCCUAUGGUUCGUGCGUGGUUUGAGUGA